UGCGGGAACCACAAACAUAAACCCAGACGACGCUGCUGCUUGCUGGGGGAAAAAAACCGGGAAAACCUUCUUCCAUUUCACUUACCCGGUUCCGCAAAAUCGCAACCGGUUCUGGUGAAAAGCGGAACAAAAAAUUGAAUUCGAAUUCGAACAUUCAAACCUAAAAUCGAAUGCAGUAAUUUCUUUUUCCGUUACUGAAAAUGAUGAACGUAAUCUAUUACGGAAGCUAGGUUUUGGCGAUUAGCAAUUAGAUGGAGGAAGAGCAGGAUCGAAUUCUGCUCAACAGUUUGGGCGUUAAGUCGGCGAAUCCCGAAGACAUUGAACGCCACGUCUUAGAAAAGGCGACUGCUGUUCCCGAAGCUGAAGGGAGUGUGAAGGAAGAAGAUUCUAGUGUAUCUGGAAAUGUUGAUCCAUCAUCUGCUACUAAAGCAGAGCUUAAUCAGAAACUGAGGGCAGUGAGAUUUGAAAUAGAUGCAGUAGCGUCUACCAUUCAGCAAUUGAGAAGUGAUGAGAAUGAUGGAGAAUGUGGUGGUGUUGGCGAGGACAGCCAGGAGAAAGGAGUUGCUGAAGGUGGUUCCUCCAAUGAUUCAAACCUUCAGUGUGUUCUUGCUGCUGAUAGGCUACAGAGCCUGAAGAAAACAAAGGCUCAACUAGAGGAAAAGCUUUCGGAGUUCCCAAAAAUUUAUAUAAUUACAAAUUAA
Messenger RNA from Arachis ipaensis, 701 nucleotides. The record is from RefSeq and is a predicted model, not a curated record. Lineage: Eukaryota; Viridiplantae; Streptophyta; Magnoliopsida; Fabales; Fabaceae.